AUGAGGAGAUUGGCCGAAGUGGAAGCAGAAGUGAACGCGAUCAGGAGUCGAAUGGGCACAGGCUCCUAUUUCACCGAGCAGGAACUAAACCUGGUUCAACUCAUCCGCACCAUGGAAAAUAAGCUGGACAAAACGAGCACGAAGAUAGCUGAGACAAUGCACAUAAAGCACACCUAUGAGGCUAUUCGAGACAAAUUAAUGAGCGAGAGUUCAACUUACACUAUGACACUGGAUUCUAUGGCCGCCGAGAUCCGUCAGUGCAGUGCGAAGCUGGCGGAGUUAAAGGAGAACAGUAUCGAGGCCGUUCACCUUAGAGACAGGACACUUAUUGAAUUGAAGGAGCACGAACAAUUGCUGUUUGCACAGCAAAAAAGGCAGGAACUAGAGCUCUUCAACAUGAAGCGGGCACUAAACCUCUUGAAGGAACAGUCUGUCCCCAUGAAGACGCUUCCGGUCGAUGAUGACAUUGAAAAAUCCGAUGAGAACGACCAGUUGACGGGUGAAGAUCCAACCGUGUCCGAUGAACAAAGUAUACUGACACAACUCGAAAAAAUUCAUAGUAAUAUGAAGGCGGCUACAGGCGCUUCUGAAAAUAGUGAAAUUGAGAAACUGUUCAUUCAAUUCGAGCAAUCCACAGCAAGUCUCCACAAACUGUCCGAAGAAGUUGAAGCCAGAGCCAAAUCGUUGAGGUCCCAAAAUGGUCGAUUGAAGGAAAUGUUUCGAGAAUUGCAAAGCAGUGGCAGUGCUGCAACUUCAGGGAGUCCAACUCAAACUGCGGCACAGGCCCGCAUGGAAUCGCUGAAGGUGAAGAUGGAUACAUUGAAAGGUGAACUGAUGAGACUGAGGCAACUACUGACCUACGUACGCAUGGCCAUAGAGAACAUUUACGUGAAAUUACAAAUGACGCCCAGCACGUCUAAAGGUGCCAAGAAACAAGCUGCAGUGAUCUUGAGGCAUUUGGUUGAAAUUCACCUGCCUGAUCUUAUGCUUCAAUGCUUCGAUUACCAGGACCAACUGGAUAACGAUCUCGAUGAUUACAACCUGUCUGUAGAAAUCGCUAACAUGCUUCAAGAGGAGAGUAUGAAAUUGGCGCACACCGACCAGUUCUACACUUCUCUCAAAGGAAAGAUUCCAAGGUACAACACUCGCAUAGUGCCCAAUUGGAUGAAGAGAUCGGAAAAAGUGGAAAACGACGAUGGAAACAAUCCCGAAUGGAGAUCUCGCACUGACCUCAAGCACCGAUCAGCGUAUAUAACUUUGGUAAACAAGCACCAACUCAACAAACAAUGA
Messenger RNA from Hydatigera taeniaeformis, 1290 nucleotides. The record is from the annotation of a GenBank genome assembly. Lineage: Eukaryota; Metazoa; Platyhelminthes; Cestoda; Cyclophyllidea; Taeniidae.